Molecule: messenger RNA, 622 nt
Organism: Tinamus guttatus (white-throated tinamou)
Lineage: Eukaryota; Metazoa; Chordata; Aves; Tinamiformes; Tinamidae
Gene: HSPB3
Product: heat shock protein family B (small) member 3
Cellular component (GO): cytoplasm; nuclear speck
Source: RefSeq, a predicted model, not a curated record
UGCCUGCCUCAGCAAUGGAAGAAACGGUUAUAAGGCAUUGGGUGGAAACGCCGGUGCGCUACCAGGAGGAGUUUGCAGCCCGGGAGGCAGAGGCGCUCAAGCUGGAUCACGCUCUGUACGCCCUGCCGGGCCCUGCCACAGCAAGUGGCCAGCGUCGCGUCGCGGACGGCGUGGCCGGGAGCGGGGACAGCGCCCGUGAGGAGCAGGCGCCUCGUUUCCAGGUGCUGCUGGACGUGGUGCAGUUCCGCCCCGAGGACAUCAUCAUUCAGACGUUCGAAGGCUGGCUACUCAUCAAGGCGCAGCACGGGCCCAGGAUGGACGAGCACGGCUUCAUAUCCAGGAGCUUCACCAGGCAAUACAAGUUGCCCCCUGGGGUGGAGAACAAGGAUUUGUCUGCACUUUUCUGCCAUGAUGGCAUUUUGGUUGUGGAAGUGAAGAGCUCGGGGGGAACAAAUUAAGUUCUUGGGAAUAGUUUGUUGGUGAGAGAAAAAAUUAUUCUUAAUAUAACAGAGUGAUGUAACUCAGGCAGUGCUGUAGAAUGAAUUCAAGCAUGUGGCUGUGUUUACAUUACAAACUAGGAAAAUCUUUGUACAUAUUUUUCAGCAUGCUGAGUUUACUGUUU